GACCAUUGCAGGAUCAUGUUCAUGAGAGAAUUCAAGACCAUUGACAGCGCAGAGUCUGCCGACAAGUUGCGCAUGCGCCUGAAGGACCAGGAACUCGAACAGUAUGGUGACUCCAUUACCCCCGAAUAUGUUUACGACACAAUCAAGCAGUUGCCUCGCUUUUCAUCGAUGAGACGUGGUCAUCAACAAGAUGCUGAGGAGUUCCUUGGCUUCUUGCUCGAUGGCAUUCACGAUGAAUGUAUGACUGUAAUGCGCAAGGCUGGAGUCGACUCGGAUGAUUCUGCUCAACCCGCAUCGCCUGCCAGCACUACUUCCGGCGCGAACCCUGACGCUGGCUGGCUCGAAGUCGGUCCCAAGCAGAAGCAGUCUGUCACUCGUCAGAGUGGAGAAUCUUUGUCCACUCCCAUCACCCGCGUUUUCGGAGGUUCUCUUCGCUCGGAGCUUCGCGUUCCUGGUCUCAAGAACUCGGUCACUAUGGAACCCUAUCAACCUCUGCAACUGGACAUUGGUGCACCCGAUGUGAACAACAUCAUCCAAGCAUUGAAGGCCAUCACGAAGCCGGAGACCUUGACUGGAGACUUCGGCUCGCCUCGUGGGCCUGGCACAACUGCUGUCAAGCAGGUCUUCAUUGAAAGCCUUCCACCGGUCUUGAUCCUCCAUCUGAAGCGUUUCCAGUAUGACAACACUGGCGGCACCCAGAAGAUUUGGAAGAAGGUCGGCUACCCGCUUGAAUUGGAAAUCCCUAAGGAGGUCUUUGCUCCUCAGAAGCGUGGUGGUUUGGCUGCCCAGGGUGGUGCUCCCAAGUACCGCCUCACGUCUGUCGUUUACCAUCAUGGUAAGAGUGCUGCUGGCGGUCACUACACUGUUGACAUUCUUCGACAAGACGAGCGCGAAUGGAUCCGUGUCGAUGACACCAUCAUCCGCCGUAUUCGUCCCGAGGAUGUGGCAGAGGGUGGUUCCGAGGAAGAUCCCAGAGUUCUGGCGCGCGCGCUCGAGCAGCACAAGGCAGACUCGGAUGCCUCCAAGCGUAACUUGUUCGAGGGUCUGGACGGCGAUGAUGACACGGAUAGCGUGCGCAGCUGGAACGAGGUCAACGGUGCCAACAAGAAGCCCACUUGGACCUCGGCUGUCGCCAAUGGAUCGUCAUCUGGCAAGCGUACGCCACUGGCCAAGGACAAGAGCAGUGUAAAGGAUAACAAGGUCGCAUAUAUUCUGCUUUAUGAGAAGAUGACGGGUUGA
This is a messenger RNA of Aureobasidium namibiae CBS 147.97, 1239 nucleotides long. RefSeq names its product putative ubiquitin C-terminal hydrolase. The transcript has a single exon. The record is from RefSeq and is a predicted model, not a curated record. Gene Ontology annotation, biological process: protein deubiquitination. NCBI's taxonomy places the organism in Eukaryota, Fungi, Ascomycota, Dothideomycetes, Dothideales, Saccotheciaceae. Gene Ontology annotation, cellular component: cytosol; nucleus. Gene Ontology annotation, molecular function: cysteine-type endopeptidase activity; cysteine-type deubiquitinase activity. The annotation marks the transcript as partial.